AAAAGGUAUUUUCGUGUUCAAUUAAAUCUCAAGUACUAAUAACGCAGGGCAUUAAAAUGAUGUAACUGUUUUGCUUAUGAAAUAAAAAUAAAUACAGUAAAUUUAUAAGGUAAUUUUCUACCUCUUAAAGUCAGUUUUCAUUAAUAUUCUCAUACAUUUCGAAACCAUAAUUUAAAAUUUGCGCGUAAAUAUUCUUAAAAUGGCGCCGUUAUUAUUCGUUUAGUAAUGACCGGAGUCUGCAAAUUCAUUGAGUAUUGUAAUUAUUUCAAUUGAUAUAAUACUUAAAAUUGCACAGAAAAUCGUUUAUAGUUAUUUUAUUAUGAUUUAAACAAUUUGUUGAUCUUAAGUAGGACAAGUAAUAAACAAAAGCGCAUCAUUUAAAAUUUGUUUUUAACCUUACGUUGUAUGGUGCUCGGAGUGCUACGGAUUCGAGCUAUACGUGGAGAGGAACUGGCGCGUCGGGAUUUUCUUCAUUAAAAUUAGAAAACGCCAAAGAUUGGUGCUCCUUCGGAAGUAAUAUCAGUUUAAAAGUUAUUCUUCGUUCUAACUAUGGUUCUUGCCGAAAGAAAUACAGAUAGUUUGAGGAAUGGACGGAGGUCUAGAGGACCUAGCCCGAAUGGUCAUGUUUCUGAUUCUAGUAGCGAAGAAGAAGGUGCAGAGAAGAUAAGAGUCGGCAGAGACUUUCAAGCAAUAGUUCCUGAAUGUAUACCUGUAAAUGAGCGAAGGCCGGAGCAGUGCAGCGAACGAGCACUCUUGGUGUGGUCGCCAACCAACGACAUUCCGGACCAGAAACUGGACGAGUACAUCUCCCUCGCCAAGGAGAAGUACGGCUACAACGGGGAACAGGCGCUCGGCAUGCUGUUCUGGCACAAGCACGACUUGGAGCGCGCCAUCAGCGACCUCGCCAACUUCACGCCAUUCCCCGACGAGUGGACGGUGGAGGACAAGGUGCUGUUCGAGCAGGCCUUCCAGUUCCACGGCAAGAGCUUCCACCGCAUCAGACAAAUGCUGCCCGACAAGUCCAUAGCGAGUCUGGUGAAGUACUACUACUCGUGGAAGAAGACUCGGAGUCGCACCAGCCUGAUGGACCGCCAGGUGAGGAAGCUGGCCGUGCAUCGCGAAGAAGGCAGCGAGGGAGGCUCCGAGCUCGGCUCCAACACGGACUCCGACUCUGACGAUAAGAAAUGGACCAUUCACAGGGGUAUUCGUCGCAAGAGUGGCUCGCCACCUCACUCCGCACAAAACAGCGAAGACCAGAGUCAGAAGGACGCCGCGGACGGGGGCAAGAGUGCGUGCUCGAACUGCGGGGUGGCGUGCACACACGUCCACAUCUCGCCCAAGGGUAGCAUGUGCAGCACGUGCUUCCAGCACUGGAGGCGGACGGGCAGCGUCCGGCCGACCACGGGCCCGGUGAAGCGCGACAGGCACUGCCACGUGCUGCUGCGCCACAAGCGCAAGCCGCCCAAGGGCAUGUACAUCAACCACGACGACCUGGUGGCCAUGGCGUCGGGGCCGCCCGCCGCCGCCCCCUCCGCCCAGGGCGAGCAGAUGCUCAAGGCCAUGGACCGCGAGAUCGUGUCCCUGAAGCGCCAGGUGCAGAACAACAAGCAGACCCUGAGCUCCUUCAAGCGCAAGACGGGCGAGGGCAUCGACGAGUUCCGGCCGGCGGACAGCACCAGCCGCAUCAACGCCCGCUGGACCAACGACGAGCUGCUGCUGGCCGUGCAAGGGGUGCGUAAAUAUGGAAAGGACUUCCGUGCCAUUGCUGAAGUGAUAGGCACUAAAACAGAAGCUCAUAUGCGUAGUUUUUUCGUCAACUAUCGGCGACGUUAUAACCUGGAUGCUGUUCUUAAAGAAUUUGAAUCUGAAAAUGGGCCUAUUGUAGACAACGAUGAGAAAGAAGAAAAGAUGGAGACGGACGGAGUGUCGUCUGGCAGCGAGCCCAGCACCCCGACCCCGGGAGCCAGCUCCCCCGUCACCGUGGGGCAAGGCCACAGCCCCAGCAAGCAGGCCUACUCCAAGACGCCCAUCACCGCCUCGCAGGCCAGCAAGUGAUACUGGCUCUAGCGUGACACGUGGUGAGCAUCUCGCCAACCUCUGUGGUGAUUGUCGCACUCACUCGUUCUCUAUCUUUGUCUGUAGGAGUUGUCGAAACUUUAUGACUGGCGGUAAUCGUAGUGGUUUGUAUUUUUCAGGUAAACGUGCGUUAUAGGAAUCAUCUCGAAUAUUUCUAUCAAACCACCUGCAAUAUUUAUGACUAUUUUGUGGGGAAGAUGCAGAGACGCUCAGUUGUGUAAUGCGUACAACAAAUCAAAUAUUGCGGUGCAAUUGUAGUGACUAAAUGUACAGCAUAGUACGUACUGAAGAGUUUAAAAGCGCGGUUUUGAUGUCAAGAUACUACUGUAUUUCUGAAGAAAAAAAAAAAUUGUAUAUAUAUUGUUGUGAACAUGAGGUCAUAAAUGGAUAAAGGUACAUAUCAACAAACCAUUUGUCUGCAGUUAAAAACCAAAGAAAUACGAACUUGCAUUUGUCUAUUUCUUUACACGUCACGAAUCAUGUGUGCCUCAUUUCUGGUUGUAAGAUUAAGAAUACCUAGUGGCGGUUGUUGUUUUCUUUCGAUAGAAAACACAACGUGGUUCCAAAGUGCUUAUUCUACUGAUCUAUGUAUGUAUCUUUUAUUUUUCCAUUCUCUUAGACAUGUGUGUAUAGCUUUGUCCAUUUAUGGAUGUCUUGUAUUAAAACGUUGUAUAUAUACUGGUAACAUUAUAGGAUUGUGAGAAAUGUAAAACUAUAAAUUACGUAAAUUAUGCUAGGUUAUGUGUAAUGUUAACUAUUGUACAUAUAAAUAUAAUUCACUGUAGAGAAAUUGCACCAAUAAGAGUAGAGCUUAAUAUAUAACAAUUGUGUGUACAUUUUUUAUCUUAUUUAUUGUAAAAAAUCAUUAACUAUAAGGUUCCAAUGUGAUUUACUUUUUAAUUUUCCUGAAGAGUUCUCAGAUUUAUUCAAUCCACUGCCAGUCUUGACCUUCAUUUUGGUCAUACUGACCACUUUUGCCAUCUUCUUUAGUUAAUCACUUGUACUUGUAACUGUAGCUUGCUGCAUUAUGCAGUGUUUUGCUGUUUUACAAUUAAACUUGUAAGUAUUUUAUUCAUUUGUACUUUUAAAUUUGUUGUUUCAGUGCUGUUUUUUGGACUAUGUUUGUACUGGUGGCAACGUGAAAAAUGCUGCUGCUGUAUUGUCCAGAGUAAAAUAUGAUCAUGUAUUUUUAAGGUA
Molecule: messenger RNA, 3273 nt
Organism: Bacillus rossius redtenbacheri
Lineage: Eukaryota; Metazoa; Arthropoda; Insecta; Phasmatodea; Bacillidae
Gene: CoRest
Product: REST corepressor 1
Exons: 10
Coding region: 550-2055 (501 amino acids)
Biological process (GO): negative regulation of DNA-templated transcription; regulation of transcription by RNA polymerase II
Cellular component (GO): histone deacetylase complex; transcription regulator complex
Molecular function (GO): transcription corepressor activity
Source: RefSeq, a predicted model, not a curated record